Molecule: messenger RNA, 982 nt
Organism: Miniopterus natalensis
Lineage: Eukaryota; Metazoa; Chordata; Mammalia; Chiroptera; Miniopteridae
Gene: C9H1orf52
Product: chromosome 9 C1orf52 homolog
Source: RefSeq, a predicted model, not a curated record
CGCGAUGGCAGCCGAGGAGAAGGACCCCCUGAGCUAUUUCGCAGCUUACGGGAGCAGCAGCUCAGACUCCUCGGACGAGGAGGACAGCAGCGAGCCGGAGGAGACGAGGCGGAGGGCUCCGGAUCCGGCGAAGGCGGCGGGCGGCUGCGGGAACAAGAAGCUGCCGGGCCCCGACGAGCUGUUCCGGAGCGUGACUCGCCCGGCCUUUCUCUACAAUCCGCUCAACAAACAGAUAGACUGGGAGAGGCACGUCGUCAAGGCGCCUGAGGAGCCUCCAAAGGAAUUCAAAAUCUGGAAGUCAAACUGUGUACCACCUCCGGAGUCGUACACUACCGAGAAGAAACCUCCCCCUCCAGAGCUGGAUAUGGCAAUAAAAUGGUCUAACAUAUAUGAGGACAAUGGCGAUGAUGCCCCACAGAACGUUAAGAAAGCUAGGCUUCUCCCAGAAGGGGAGGAGACAGUGGAAUCAGAUGAUGAAAAAGAUGAGCAUACUUCUAAAAAGCGCAAAGUAGAACCAGGAGAACCAACAAAGAAGAAAAAGUAGAAAACAACAAAUGACAAAUUUUGGACUGCAAAACUUAAUUGAUGAAAUGGGUUUUUUUGGCAGAUAAGUUGAUAUUGUAAAUUAUUAUGAAAUAUUAUCUCCAUGAAAGUACAUGUUAAUUAACUAAUAAGUGUUGCUGCAGGAACUUUCCACUGUAGAAUUCACUUUUUAUUUAAAACUUGUAUGUAUUUAAAACUCAAAUGGUGACUUAUGAUUUUGAAGUUGACAACACUUGAAAGCAUUCUUGCUAUCACAGAACUGGUGACAUGCUUUGAGAUUUCUGUCACAUGUUGACAUGUCUGUUCUAUGAACCUUUUAUAAAGGAAUAUAUUUUUAAAGUAAGUAUAUUGUAAUGUACUGUGAACUUGUAGGGUGUUUUUCAACAGUGUGUGUACAGUGUAAAUAGAUCAUGGAAAUAAAAUUACUUACUCAAUAUUA